Messenger RNA from Lacerta agilis (Sand lizard), 5707 nucleotides. RefSeq names its product AT-hook DNA binding motif containing 1 (gene AHDC1). Bases 252 to 5549 code for a protein of 1765 amino acids. The record is from RefSeq and is a predicted model, not a curated record. The transcript has 5 exons. Lineage: Eukaryota; Metazoa; Chordata; Lepidosauria; Squamata; Lacertidae.
AAAUAAUAUCUAGCUUUACCAGGUAGUUUUUUUUUUUAAUGCUGGAAAUUAAUUUCCGGAGCUAUUUUAAUUUUGCUGUAUUUAAUUUGAUGCUUACUUUAAUUAACUGCUGCUUAAACCUUCUCCCAAGCUACUUUCAGAUGUCUGUGAUUGCUGAACUCGAGUGGAAAGAUGGGCUGGAGGGAGUCUGGGGAGCAGCAGGGGGUGGCGGUGGAAGGAAUGGAUGGAGCUAGGUAGCCCAGGUGAUAAAAAUGUCCAAUGCCCUCCUCCCCCAACAGCUCUUCCCAUCUGCCUCAGUCCUACCUGUGUGCGUAAGGCACCUGAGAGAUGGGAGCUCCAUCGCCUGCCAGCCCAUUGGACUGGAAAACGGAGCCAACCCUCCAGCUGAAUGGUUCCCGCACAGCCAGGGCCCGGGGCUGCGGCAGCCCAACAACAGCGAGGCGGAUGGCAGCGAGAGAAACUUCAGGGUGAACCUCCACUGCAAAUACGGGCGGCCCAGAGAACUCAAGUGUAACAGCAGGAACAGCAAAGCAGAAGGUCCAGGUUCCACGUUUGCAGAUGUACAUCCCAGCAACUGUUCUGCCAAGAGGCAUGCCAGUGAAGAAGAAUUUAGGAAGCGCCUGAAAUCCCAGGGCCCUUCAGUCCCACCAGCAGGAGGCGCCAUCCGCAGUUCUUCUGAUUACUCCCAAGAGCCAAAGUUAUACCAAGCAGGGCAUCCUGGUCAAAAGGUUUCAGCGUGUCUGGCAGAAAAAGCCUUGUCAUUCAGCAUGCUCAGCUUUCCUGAAGGUUCCUGUUCAGCAUUAGGCCGCGAGCACAAGUCUAGCUCACUGCGUCAUGCUGAGACGGCUGACCGGUGCAAGAGCUUUCAUGCCCAUGGCAGCACCAAGGCGGAGGAUUUGCCGUUGGCCAAUGUUCUGGGCUGCCCUGUUGACACCCGGGGCCUAGAUGAGACAGCCACGCACGACAGAGCUGCCAAGACCUUCUCCAAUGCCACUCUGGCCUCAGGAAGGUGCAACAUUGACAACAUCAUCUCGCUGCUAAAGAGCAAGUGUGGAAAUGGCCGUAUCAACCUCUAUCCUGUGGUGCAGCUCAUAGACAUCAUGAAGGAUAUCAAUCGCCUCUCCCAGGACCUGAAGAGCUGUGGCGUUCACCUGGACUGCAGUGGCCUAGAGCUUAACAGCCACCCACCACUCAAUGAGGAAGGCCAGGAUCAGGGCCUGCAGUACAGCUUCUACUCCUCACCCAUGCUUGCCAGCAGCAUCCGUAGCCCCGAGGAGGUAGCAGGACAGGGCAGCACCAAAGCUGAGCUGCCCAAGCAGACCCGACCCACUGGAAUCUGUGAAGGAGAGUCAGAGGGGGACACUCAGAGUGCCCAGUACCCAGCCACCCAGAGUAGCCCUGCUUUGAAGGCAUCAUCAAGCAGCAUAGAUGAAGCUAGCAGCUCGGAAUCUGAUACCACUGAUUAUACCGAAUUGGCUGAUACAGAUAUCUUGAGUGAACUGGCUUCUUUGGCAUGCCCAGGCCCCCAGUUAAUAGAUCAUCAACAUCUGGAGCCCCACUCCCAGUUGCUCCAAAGCCAGGGGCUAGAUUCAAGGUCCCAGUUAAUUGGUUCACAGUCUCUGGAACACCAGCCUCAGCUAGUAGACUCUAAGUCUUUAGAGCCUCCUCCAGAACCGCUGGCACUGCAGACGGUGGAGCCGCUGCCUGCGCCACUGGGGCUGCAGACUCUGGAGCAUUUGGAGCUGCAGAAUCUGGAGCCCUUGUCUGAAUCAUUAUCGCUUCAGUCCCUGGAACCCCUUUCUGAGCCACUAGGGCUCCAGUCUUUAGGGACUCUGGACCACCAAUUGCUUGACUCCCAAGCCCAGCUUCUGGAUCCGGAAGCCCAGCUGCUAGGCCCCCUGCCCAAAUUGUUAGACUCCCAGCCCCAGCUAGGGACAGACGAGUCCCUAGGAUCACAUUCGCUCCAACCCAGCUCCCACCUCGGAGGAUGCUCCCUGAGAGGAGUAGCAAGGCGAGGAGCAGGGCGGGGAAGGGAUGAUCACAGGAAAUAUGCUCUACGUAGAACAGAUAAACCAAAGAUGCUCUGCCGCCGGCGGAGAGGUGGCCGGGGCCGGCGGGCAGAGAUUGUAGCUGAGAACAGAGUCCUCCCCAUGGCUGUACCGGUGGAGGUGGUGAUGGCACAACCAGAUGAAGUCAGGAUGCCAGUGACAGCAGAAGUGAUGGAUCCCAUCGUUUCCCCACUGGAACCUGAAGAUGGUCAGAAACCAGCCGCCAACCUGCAGGUCCAAAAACCCAAGUGCCGUGGAGUACGAAGGAUGGUGGUGAAGAUGGCCAAGAUCCCUGUCUCUCUUGGGAGGAGGAACAAGACGACAUACAAAGUGUCCUCCCUCAACAGCAACUUGAACCUAGAAGGCAAAGAGCUCACAACCUGCAGCUCGUUGGAGCCAACUCCGCUGCUGAAGAUGAAGAACAAUGGUCGUAACGUCGUGGUGGUCUUUCCUCCAGGUGAAAUGCCUAUUAUCCUAAAGCGCAAGCGGGGGAGACCCCCCAAAAACCUGAUGCUGGGUCCCUGCAAACCCAAGGAACCCACCCCAGAAGUGAAAAAGCGGAGGAGGAGGAAACAGAAACUGGCAUCACCACAGCCCUCCUAUGUCGCCGACACCAAUGAUAGUAAAGCUGACUACUCUGAUGUCCUGGCAAAGCUUGCCUUCCUAAACCGCCAGAGCCAGUGCUCAGCUCGUUGCUCCCCGCCUCGCUGCUGGACCCCAAGUGAGCCAGACUCCAUCCACCAAGCCCCAGAUACUCAAAGCAUCUCCCACUUUUUGCACCGGGUCCAAGGCUUCCGCAGGCGUGGUGGUAAAGGAGGCGGGUUUGGACGUGGAGGGGGCCACUCUGCCCGGUCACCUCGCUGCUCCUUUAGUGAUUUUUUUGAAGGCAUCGGCAAGAAGAAGAAGGCAGCCCCAGGAGCAGCCAUGCAUGCUGACCCUGUUCACCCACGAAAAAGGGGCCGGCCAGAGCCCGACUCCAUGGAGAAGCCGAAGAGGAAGAGGCGGUCCCGCAAAAACGGGGCGCUGUUUCCUGAGCAAAACCUUGGCCAGAACUUCAGUGAUGGGACCUCUGAGUGGGGCGGAGACAAAGAAAGUCUUUGGAUGUCCCAUCAUGGACACCUCUCCAGCCAAGCCAACAGGAACUGCAGUUACCAAGACUCUCGGACCUUCCACUCUUCGACGCUGGAGACAAGUUCAUCCAGUAGGACUGGUUUUUAUGGUGGGAGCAACCCAUCAUCACAGUCAGAACUAAGCCAGGAGAGACAGAGCCUCUUCACAGGCUAUUUCCGCUCCCUGCUGGAUUCAGAUGAUUCCUCUGACUUGCUAGACUUUGCCCUCUCAAAUACACGCUCUGAGUCACGGAAAUCUGCUCCUUCGUACACGGCCCCUCCCAAUGCCAUUGCUACGCAGAGGGGCAUGGCAUCUUACCCAAGCAGAGGGGGUAAAGUCACGCCCUCCUCCACCACCACUACUGCUACUACUGAGGCACCCUUCCACACAGCCAUGACAAGCCGGCAGUCGUUCCCUCCCAGCCGAUCAGCGGGAUACAGCCUUUCUCAGGCUGCUUCGGAAUGCCGCAGCACAGAUGCCUUUCAGAAGCUGGCGCCUCUCUCAGCUGUCUCCAGGUCACCCACCGCCCACUCCACAGCAGCCUCCAGCUAUGCACAGUACGGCAGCUUCAGCAGCAGUGGUGGGCAGAGCGUGACACCUUCUAGCUUGUUCCAGCAAGGGAAGCCAUACCAUGCCACACAGGACUGCCCCAACAACAAAGACUGCAGCUUCACGUAUGGCAGUGGCAACAGCUUGCCCUCAUCACCAAGCAGUGCCCAUAGUGCCAGCUAUGCCCAGCAGACUUCGGGGCCCAGCUUGCCAUUGAAUAAGGCCUCCUUCUUCAACAGCUCAGAUCCCAGCCAGUUCUCCAGCUCCUCCCACACACCCAUGAGGUGCGACAGCCGGGCAAGCACUGUGUCCCCAGGUGGCUACAUGGUCCCUAAGGGUUCGGUCUCCUUUCAGCCCUCCCCAGAGAACUGCCGGCAGUUUCCCAGUGCCUCCCAGUGGGCUUUCCGGCAAGGCUACAGCAACCUGGACUGGAACUCUGAAACCUUCAGCCAGCUUUACAACCCAGGCUUUGACUGCCAUAUCAACGAACCCAAUGUUAUCCUGGAUAUCUCCAACUACACACCCCAGAAGGCCAAGCAGCAAACCGUCUCUGAGACCUUCUCCGAGUCCUCAUCGGACAGUACCCAGUUCAACCAGCCAGCUGGCUACAGAAGGGCCAACAGCGAGGCUUCGUCUAGUGAGGGCCAGUCCAGCCUCUCCAGCCUGGAGAAGCUGAUGAUGGACUGGAAUGAGUCGUCUUCGGCCCCAGGUUACAACUGGAACCAGAGUGUCUUAUUUCAGAGCAGCUCCAAGCCGGGACGUGGUAGACGGAAGAAAGUGGACAUAUUUGAUGCUGCUCAUCUGAACUUCUCGACAGGUGCAUACCCCUCCAAGAGGGGCACGGGGGCCAGGCAGCCACGAGGCUCCCGAGGUGCCUGUGCCUCCAAGAAGGAGAGAGGCACUGGCAAGACCAAGUUCCCUACCAAAUCCCAGCAAGUGAACCCCAUGUUUCAAGACAGUACAGAUUUGGGCCUCGACUACUACAGUGGAGACAGCAGCAUGUCGCCACUGCCCUCCCAGUCGCGGGGCUUUGGGCUCAGCGAAAGGGACCCCUGUGACUUUGCUGGGCCCUAUUCCAUGAACCCCUCCACCCCUUCGGACGGCACCUUUGGGCAAGGCUUCCAGAGUGACUCCCCUGGCCUAGGGCAGGCAGACCUGGACAGCAAGCAUUUCCCCGCCCUGCCCCACCAGCUUGCUGCCCCGCCCCCUCAGCAGACUGUGUUUGAAGCAAGCUUACAGAAAGCCUUCUCGCCCAACUGCUCCCCAACCCUGGCCUUCAAAGAGGACUUGAGGCCCAGCGAUAUCCGCAAGCUCCCGGCCUGCGACUCGCUCAAACACAGCAUGCAAGGGGCUGGUGGCAUGCCCCACCCAGCCGCGCACAUGUCUUGCCGGGACCUGCCCAUGUCCCAGCCACACUACGACUCGCCCAGCUGCAAAAACCCCAACUAUUGGUACUCCCCCACCUCCAGCACCCGCAGCCCUCCCUACGACAACAAAGCUGGGGUUGGGAUGCUAGUGGACUUCAUGGGGAGAAGCCCAGAUGUCUCCUGCCUCAACCCCCACCUGACCAGCCCCCCCAACACCAACCCUUCCAAGAGCGAGAAGGAGCCUAUGGACAUGGCAAGGGCCCACCACCGAGGGGCCUACAUUUGCCCCUUGAUGAACGACUUGAAUAUCUCCCCAGUCCCAAGAGACUCUAUGCUGCCGCUGCAGGACAACUAUAGGUACCCCAGUUUUGCACCCCAAGGGCACCCCAUCAUGACUGCAGCCCAGAAGAGCGCAUUUUUGGGUCCAAUGCUAGAGCAACAUCCUGAGGACACAUUCACAGUCACCUCAUUGUAGUGUCAUCUGAAGUGCCAACCAGACAACGAGGUUUUGUUUCAGGAGCUACUUUAGCCAGCACUUUUUCUGGAACACUUUUCAAGUUCUGUAUUUAAUGGAAAUCAAAAACUGAUCUUUUUGUUCAUUUGUUUGUUGGUUCUUUUGGGGGGGUUUUCUAA